AUGCGCCAUCAAUUACCGAAUGAUGCUCCUUGUCCAAGAUUAUGUUUUAUCGAGAAAAAUCAUCCUUCACAGGAGUAUGGUUAUAAUUUACAUGCUGAAAAAGGAAAACCUCAAUUCAUUGGAGUCGUAGACAAAGGAAGUCCUGCGGAUCGUGGAGGUUUGAAGCCUGGUGAUUAUAUUUACGCUGUAAACGGUGUUAGUAUAAUAGGUGAAAACCAUAAGCAGGUUGUGCAAAGAAUUAAAGAAAAUCCUCUACACUGCGAAUUACUUGUUGCUUCGGAAGAAGAAAGUGAAUGGUAUAAAAGACAUGAAAUUCCUAUAACAUUACAGCUUCCCAACAUCAUUCGAGUUUAUUCUCAUAAAAAUAAUCUACACAAUUCUUCACCCACACCUGCUGCUGCUGUUUGGUACGCACCAAAGGUUUGCUACCUUUUUUCCUUUUUUCAACUUUUAUUUUCACGUAAAAUUGAUCCUACCGAUGAGUUUGGUUUCAAUUUACAUGCAGAGAAAAAUCGUGGUCAUUUCGUUGGAGCUGUUGAUAAAGGUGGCAUUGGUGAAUUAGCUGGUUUGCAAAUGGGCCAGAGGAUUGUUGGUGUUAAUGGCCAAUUAAUAUAUCCGUAUACACCGCACAAAGAUGUUGUAUCGCUAAUAAAAAUGGAUCCACUUAGGACAGAUUUGUUGGUUGCAUCAGAAGAAGUUGAUCAAUGGUAUGCUGAAAAUCAUUUUGAAUAUUCUUUUGAUAAUGUUGUGCUAUUCGCUUCUUCAAAAAAUUUCAAUGUUAGUUUUAAUUCAUUCUCUCAAACGAAGUUUUUUUAUUUCAAUGAUGAUAUAUUUUCGCUGAGUGCUGAAGAAGCACGAAGUCGACUUGUUCAUCAAAAGAAAGAUCCACGUCGCGAUUCACAUAUGACAUUGGAAGAAAAAUAUCGUCUUGUUUCUAAUAUGUGA
Messenger RNA from Dracunculus medinensis (Guinea worm), 945 nucleotides. Lineage: Eukaryota; Metazoa; Nematoda; Chromadorea; Rhabditida; Dracunculidae. The record is from the annotation of a GenBank genome assembly.